Messenger RNA from Myxozyma melibiosi, 1941 nucleotides. RefSeq names its product ammonium transporter AmtB-like domain-containing protein. Gene Ontology annotation, molecular function: ammonium channel activity. Gene Ontology annotation, cellular component: plasma membrane. The record is from RefSeq and is a predicted model, not a curated record. NCBI's taxonomy places the organism in Eukaryota, Fungi, Ascomycota, Lipomycetes, Lipomycetales, Lipomycetaceae. Gene Ontology annotation, biological process: ammonium transmembrane transport. Bases 356 to 1831 code for a protein of 491 amino acids. The transcript has a single exon.
CCAGCUUCCACUCCUUCACAGCGCCGGCUACUGAACAACAGGGCUAUCACCGUCCUUGUGUUUUUAGAAAGAUAGGCUGUGACGGAAGAAAAAAAUAAGCAUGGCAGACUGUUCACUUAGUCGUUCUCUUACAAGGAGUGCGGCCGUGGUGGGUGACUGAGUGAUGCCAUGUGGCAGUGUGAGAUUCAACAAGGACCUGAUCAUCAUCCCUCCUUAUCAAGAUGGAGACAACGAUCCACGGUGACUAUAUAUCCACGACAUUUUCCUGUUUGACAAUGCCUUACCUUUUGUUUUCUACCUCUUUGGACUGAUCUUCUUGCCGACACCUGGACUCUGAUAAUACCGCUUGCACGCAAUGGCUUCUGACGCAACGACACCGGCGACUGGGGGUGACUCGGUCACCCAGAACCUGAACCUCUACUUCCGCUCCGCAGAUAUGGGAUACGUGAUAGUAUGCAGUGCGAUGGUAUUUCUCAUGGUUCCCGGCCUCGGAUUUCUGUACUCUGGCCUCGCUCGCCGCAAGUCCGCACUCUCGAUGAUUUGGGUCUGUUUGGCUGGCUCGUGUGUGGCCCUUGUUCAGUGGUUUUUCUGGGGCUACUCGCUUGCCUUCUCGCCGACUGCGUCUAACGCGUUCAUUGGCGACCUUCACGCCAUCGGUCUGCGCAACGUCCUUGCUGCCGCUUCGGUCGGGACGACUUUGAUUCCCGAGUUGCUGUUCGCAAUGUACCAGGGCUUGUUCUGCGCCGUCACCGUCGCGAUCAUCAUGGGUGCAGUCACCGAGCGCGGCCGUCUUCUCCCGGCGAUUGUGUUUUCUUUCGUUUGGUCGACAAUCGUCUACUGCCCGAUCGCGUACUGGAUCUGGAACCCGAACGGCUGGGCAAACAAGUGGGGAGUCUUUGACUACGCCGGCGGCGGCCCUGUCGAGAUCGGCUCCGGUCUCGCGGGUCUCGCGUACUCGCUCGUCCUCGGCCGUCGCUCGGAGAAACUCCUGGUCAACUUCCGCCCGCACAACGUCUCGCUCGUGUCGCUCGGCACCGCUCUGCUCUGGUUCGGAUGGCUCGGAUUUAACGGCGGCUCGUCCUUCGGCGCCAACCUGCGCGCCAUCUACGCGUGCUGGAACUCGAUCCUGACCGCCGCCUUUGCCGCGCUCUCGUGGUGUCUGAUGGACUACCGGCUCGAGAAGAAAUGGUCGACCGUCGCGCUUUGCUCGGGUAUCAUCUCGGGCCUGGUCGCAGCCACGCCUGCCUCGGGCUUGAUCCCCUUGUGGGCCUCGGUCGCGCUCGGCGUGUUCUCCGGCAUCGCAUGCAACCUGUCCACCGAGCUCAAGUUUGUCUUCAAGAUCGACGACGCGCUCGACAUCUUCGCCGAGCACGGCGUCGCGGGCAUCAUCGGCCUUCUCUGGUGCGGUUUCUUCGCGACCGACUACGUCAUCGGCCUCGACGGCGUCAACCUCCGCGCCACGGGCGCAGGACUCAACGGCAACUGGAGCGCGCUGUACAAGCAGCUCGCCUACGUGUGCGCCUGCUCGGGCUACGUCUUUGCAAUGACCUGCCUGAUCUGCUUCGUGCUCGACCACAUCCCGGGCCUUAAGUUGCGCGCGGACGAGAACGCCGAGCUGCUCGGCAUGGACGAGGACCAGAUCGGCGAGUUUGCGUACGACUACGUCGAAGUCCGCCGCGACUUCCUCGCGUGGUCGUCGCCGCAGGUGGUCGAGAGCUCGGAGGAGUAUGCCGAGAGCAGUAAGCACCGGGAUGAUAGCAUCGAGAAGGAUCAGAAAGAGGCGGCUUCUAGCGCGCAGUCUUUUGUCGUCUCGGAUGGUGCUGAGCAGUGAUUUUUUUGUUGUUUUCUUUUGCUAGUUUUUUGAUGUUUUCUUUUGCUUGUUUUUUGUUUUUUGAUUUUUGAUUUUACUUUGGGUGUUUUUGGUGAUUUUUCUUUUGUGCU